GUCACUUCCGGGGCUUGAUCGUGCCUCGCCGGGGCUUCCUUGGGGCCAACGGCCAGGGUUUUUUGGCCCGACGAAAUCCUUGGGCCAAAGCGGGCCUGCUGGGGCUAGAGGAGUGGUCAAAGUGAAAGGCGGAGCUUUCUCUGGUAAGCGAGUAGACAGGUAAAGGUGUCUGUUGCAGGAUGCGCAUUUCGCUGUAUUACGUCGUGCAAAGAAUUUCAUUUAAACUUAAAAUGGAGAAUCGCCAGUACUGGACUAUGGAAGAUACCAAGGCUCUUCUUUGCAUUUGGGCUGAGGAUAACUUACAACGGCAGUUUGACGGCGUCUGUAGGAAUGAAGAUAUAAUGAAAUACAUCGUUGCCGAACUCGCAAAGUUAGGUAUCCAGCGCACUACGAUGCAAGUUCGAGAGAAACUAAAGAAACUACGGGCACAGUAUAAAGUCAUAAAAACACACAAUGGACAAAGCGGUGCCCAGAGAAGGUCCUUUCCAUGGUUUGAUAUAAUGGACGGUGUACUGGGUCACCGUCCCUGCGUUAGUGGAGAGACCACUCGGGAUACCAUGGCAGCUACUGUAGUCGAAUUGGAAUGUCAGAGUGAUUUCUUGGAGUCUGAAGUCGAACAGGGACCAUUUACACCUCCGCUGCUAACAUCUACACCUGAGAGACACGAUGGUCCCCAAGAGAUUUCAGUAAUCAGAGGGGGGUCACAUCGCAUUCCACAAAGGACCAGAACAGAAAGUUGCAAACGCAAAGCUGCAAAUAUAGCAUCGAGGGAAUUUUUGCAGUGUAUGCGUGACAUUACACAGCAACAGCUGGAAGAAGAGCAGGCGCUGAGAAGGGAGGAAAUUAACAAAGACAUGAUGAUGAGAAGAGAGGAGCUGGAGUAUGAAGCACAACUCAGACGAGAAGAGAUGUCUGAGAGAGAGAAGGAAGCUGAUUCUUUUGCUUCUGUUUUUGCACAUUUGGCAGCAGCUCUACAAAAAAAGUAGAUGAACACUGCACUUGUUUUUGUGUUCUCUAAGCCAAACUUUUUCAUAUUACUUGUUUUUAAAUUAUUUGUAAAUUGUUUAUAUACAUUGCACAAACACCUGUUUGUUGUGUUUGCACAUUUUCAUAGCACCUUUGUAUUUGUUCGCUGAU
Messenger RNA from Carassius auratus (goldfish), 1137 nucleotides. RefSeq lists its product as uncharacterized. Bases 180 to 986 code for a protein of 268 amino acids. The transcript has 4 exons. NCBI's taxonomy places the organism in Eukaryota, Metazoa, Chordata, Actinopteri, Cypriniformes, Cyprinidae. The record is from RefSeq and is a predicted model, not a curated record.